GGAAGGUGCAUUUAACAUUGUUUAAAGGAUUUACUAUUGUUUUAUUUAAUAGUUUAUCACUGUAAUUUGUGUUCGAAAGGAAAACAUGGUGCACUGUGUGGCAUUUGGAUGCCGUAACAAAAGUGACGGUGGAACGAAAGGUUUUUUUCUAUUCCCGAAGGAUGAUACUUUGAGGAAGAAGUGCACAAAUGCCGUGAAAUCAUUGAGAAAUGUUAACGGAACGUUAAAGCCAUUUGUGCCGACGAAAACUUCACGUUUGUGCUCUAGACAUUUCACCGACGAGUCAUUUGUACAUCCACCGAGUAUAAUGAACUCAGUUGGUUUGACUUUGAAACUACAGCUUGUUAAAGGUGCAGUCCCUACAAUUUUUCCAGAAAUUGAAGCGUUUAAAAACAACAACAAACCUUCAUCAGUAAGCCACCUAGGGCCACCAAAGAGGAAAAGGACAUCCUAUGGAGGCUUUGAGAAAAGGAAUAGAAAAUCAUGUGUUGAUGAACUCAUCAAGUCUCAGGAGCUACUUGAGAAAGAAGAGGAAGAGAGACAGCGAAUUGAAGAGGUGCUAAGUUCGGAAGUGGUUGAAGAGGGUUCAUUACAUUGAGAUAUGUGGUAAUACAACUUCCAGAGCCUGCCAGACAUCAGAGGUGAGUUACAUACUACUGUAUUAAAAUCAAGAUUUCAGAAUAAAGUUUUGGUGCAGUAAAAUAUUUUUGUGUCGCCUUGAAAAAGCCAUGUCAGCUUGUCCAGAGCAUAAGUCAGUCAUUAUAAGUCGGAUUGACUUCAAACUUGGUAUGCAUGCUUCUUAUAAUGACCCCAAGUGCAGUGCACAAGAACCGGUACUCGGCACUUCUUCAUUUUUGAGUUAUUGCCCAUUGUUAAUUUUCAUACUUUAUUGACAUAAUGUACAUAUAGUGAAAAUCAAUGACCCCCCGGGCGGGGCUGAUUUUGACCCCAGGGCUAUAAUUUAAACAA
Ruditapes philippinarum (Manila clam) is the source of this 969-nucleotide messenger RNA. RefSeq lists its product as uncharacterized. The transcript is spliced from 2 exons. Gene Ontology annotation, molecular function: sequence-specific DNA binding. The coding region runs from base 86 to 598 and encodes 170 amino acids. NCBI's taxonomy places the organism in Eukaryota, Metazoa, Mollusca, Bivalvia, Venerida, Veneridae. The record is from RefSeq and is a predicted model, not a curated record.